CUGCGAUUCAGUUGCCAACAAUCUCUCGAACUGUUAACGUGUCAAGCGGAAAGUUGCCGUCCAAAUCGACUUUAGAAUUGUAGUGCCUUUACGCGUUUCAAAAGUAUUAAACUUGGUUUCAGUGCGGAGUGCAGCUGCCCAAAAGGAUAACACUACCGCGAGCGAACAAAGGCAAACGAAAGACUUAGGAAGCGAACGCGAUGAUGAUGACGACAGGAAAGAGGCCAGAUAGCCAGGGCCUUUGGCUCCUGCCCGCGCUGCUGUUUCUGGUUGGACAGGUCACAACACAGGAACCACCGGCUGCCCCAUCCGAAUUCGCCCCCCAUGUAACGGCCACUUGCAAGGCGGGCACAAUGAACAUCAAGGUGAAGAUGAGCUCCGGCUACACGGGCGCCGUCCACGUCCGGGAUUACCGCACUCCGGGCUGCAUGGCCAUGGGCGAUGGCAGUGACCAGGUGGCUUUUAGCCUCAAUCUGUGGGCCAAACAGGGCGCCAGCGACUAUUGCGGCAUCCUGGUCAGCAACGUGAGUGGGAGCAAUCGAACGGAGGAGCGCUCCAUCCAACUGGCCGUGCGUGUGCACAAGACCCUGGAAUUGGCGGACGAUAAGUUUUAUGUGAUUACCUGUGGCAAAUCGGGCUAUGCGCGCGAUGACAAUGCCCAUGUGGUGCUCAAGUUCCUGGAGAACGACCACAGAGUGCGUGAGACGGUCUACGGUCACGAGUACAAGAUCCGCGCCGAGUUCUCCAAGCCAAACGAUACCUAUGGCCUGCGUGUGGGCAACUGCUUCGCCUUUGACAAGAAGAACAGGACCCAAAAGCUCACCGACGACAGCGGCUGCCCCUAUGACUCGAAGAUCAUCAGUCGCUUUGUGCCCACAGCAGAUGGACGAGCUGCCGAGGCGGUGCUCUCCUCGAUGUUCAAGUUCCCCGAGGGAUCUGAGGUGCAUCUGCAGUGCGAUGUGAUCCAGUGCUAUGGUCGCUGUGUGGAGAUCGAUGACUGCAACGAUGUGGCUCUGGCUGGAUUUGGCAAGGGCACCAAUGGACCCCGGAAAUUCGGUCCAAAUGAGGAGGGCUCCAGUUUGGCUGGCACCACCGUCUUUGUGCUCGAUCCCGCCGAGGCUAGAUUGAUCUCGGGCAAUUGCGACGAUGGCAUACGGCCCAGUUGGCUGCUGUGGCUAACCAUCACCCUGGGCGUACUCUUCCUGAUCAUGUUGCUGAUGAACAUCUUCCUCUGCACGGCAAUGAGCUGCAGUUGUGCCAAUACAGAGAUCAUCGAGAAGGAGCCAUCGAUUAUCGAGGAGUACGAUCCGUAUCGCAGUUGGCACGGCAGUCAGUACGGAUCCCGCUACUCGCUCCAUGGCAGGGAUGCCCACAAGGGCUACACCAGCGGUGGCUCCACGAUACACUCAAAUAGGUCUGAUAGAUAUUAAGCUGCCUACACGAAACAAACAUUCAAACAGUAAACACACACAACACACCUCUAUUCUACACUUCAAAAUGCAUCUGAUCUGCUCUCGCAAAUUAUUUUCUGGUGUAUUUUCUGCUGUGGAGCCACACACACAAUACAAAAACAAAAGCAUGCCAACAAAGUAUCUUGUAUCUGCGUAUCUCUAUGUAUCGUAUAUAUAUACAUCCUGGACAGCAAAGACAAAAAAACCAACAAUUACAACACAACAGAUCACAAAAAAAACAGAAAAAUCAAAAACAUAGAAUGAAAAACCAUUUCGUGCCUAGUACUGCAACUGUAAUUAACCGAUAGUAAUUUGCAUUUGUAUACUGUAUCUUUAACUAACUCUCUGCCCCUCCAUAAAAAAAGACAAACGGAUAACUAACUGCCAAUUUAAAGAGUUGCUAACUAAUCUGUCUUGAAGAACCUCCCUGAUCCCCUACUUUCUGCAAUUUGAAAUGUAUUGUAUUAAAUCCAAACUUAUCCAACGUACUUCGAAGGUCGAUGCCAAUCGAUAAUGAUAACGAUUAUGCAAUUGUGCAUUCGCGUCCAGGCUCUAGACAUUCCACGUUACACGGACAGCGCGCCCAUCGGGGACCGCCCAGUAAUAUAUGAUCAGAUCCCAAUCGAUAAGAACGCGACCAUAUUGAAAACUAAUUGUUUAAGCUAGCCUAAGUGUUUCCCAACUCUCCAUCUCGAGUUCAGAGUCUCAAAUGUACAUAACUGCGUGAAAAUGCUAGCCGACCUGCAAGUUUUCCAAAUUUUCUCCAUGCCGAUGGUGGAGACGAGAUGCCGCUGUAAAAUACUAAACUAAACGUACUAAAGUUCUCUUUGCCUAAUUUUAAUUCAACCACGUAACAUAAGUCAUUAGUCUGUCAUAAGUGCGAACGAAUGUGUAUUAGUGAAACGUUUCAAUUACUUGUAAAAAUAAAACAAAGGCAGGCCAACAAAAUUAAUUUAAAGUAUAAAGUCUACAAUAUAGUCUAAAAUGUUAAGCGACAAACAUUUGGCAAAUGCGUUAAACGUACGAAUUGUAAUUAUUUAAAAUGUAAUCAUUUAAUUUAAUAAAAACUAAAA
Molecule: messenger RNA, 2524 nt
Organism: Drosophila yakuba
Lineage: Eukaryota; Metazoa; Arthropoda; Insecta; Diptera; Drosophilidae
Exons: 10
Coding region: 201-1430 (409 amino acids)
Source: RefSeq, a predicted model, not a curated record